UAGGACGCUGGCUUUCUGGGCCGGAAAUUUUCUGAGCUGGACAGUCCGGGAUUCGCAAUGGAGCCGGUGGCGUCCUGGGGUCCUGGGGCGGUGGUGGCGUGGCUGAGAGGCCUGGAUGAGCUGGUACAAGAACACCCUUUUGAGCAGUGGGCCCUAGUGGGCAGUGACCUGCUUCAGCUCUGUCCUCGGAGCCUGGAGGCCCUGGGGGUCUGGCACGUUGGCCAUCAGGAACUCAUCCUAGAUGGGGUGGAACAGCUCCGGACUCUGAGCUCCGGCCUAGAGACUGAAAAUCUCCGGAAACUAACAGAGCAGCUGCGGACCCUGACCCACAAAUUCUGCAGUCUUGUCCCGGGCUGCCUCGGGCCCUGUGGGGAACCUGCCCCAGACCUACUCACGGGAGCCAUCGAGUUGGUCCGAGCAGCUUGGGCCCUUCUCUGCUGGCUCAACAGGUACCUUUUUUCCCAACUCAAUGACUUUUCGGCGUGCCAGGAGGUCGGGGAUUUGUGCAGGGAGCUGGCCCAGGCCCUGCAGGAGGACUCCCCCGUGGCAACGAAGGAAGCCCAGCUCCUGAGGCUCGGGGACAACAUUGUGAGUAUCUGUGACGCCAUUCUGAGCUUCAGUCCCGAGGACCUGCUGGAUCAGCUGGCCAUCUUGGAGCUGGUGGAGCUGCGAGCCCGACACCCAGAGGAGCCCCUGGGCCUGGAAAUCCUCAGCACCAGCAGCUGCCACCACUUUGUGUCUGGAACGGCCCCAGAGUCUCCUGCCGACGGCUGUUCCCAGAUCUUGCUGGGAGACGAGAUCGUUCAGGUCAACGGGCAGGUGGUGGUGGGCUGGCCCCGGGCCAGCUUGGACAGGCUGCUGCUCCAGGACCCCGCCCUGCUCAGACUGAUGCUGAAGACUGUUCCUGUGCCCAAGUCUGCCCCUCAGAGCCCCUUGGAACCAAUCACCAGCUCCAGGAACCAAUCAGCAGCCUCGGCGCCCCCCUCUCCAAGAGCCUCAGAAGAAAAUGGUUCUACCUUCGCCUUUGACCAGAGUCCAGAACCAAGAGUCCCCAGCUCCUCCGAGGCAGGCCCGACCGCACCUUCAGACUGUGGCACUAGCUGGGGCUCUGACGAGGCACGCCGCUCCCCCAGCGCCCCAGACCCCCCUCCAGCAGCCCAGCCAGUCAUGGGGGAAAUUGCGGGUCACGGAUCGCCGGAGCCCCCGGACAAGGGUCCUUCCUGCAGCCCCAAGAAGUCCAAAGCCAAAGGGGUGGCGACGCGGCUGAGCCGCAGGCGGGUGUCGUGCCGGCAGCUGGGCCAGCCGGACUGCGACGGGUGGCUGCUGCUUCGGAAGGCGCCCGGGGGCUUCAUGGGCCCCCGCUGGCGCCGGUGCUGGAUGGUGCUCAAGGGCCACACGCUCUACUGGUACCGACAGCCUCAGGACGAGAAGGCUGAAGGGCUCAUCAAUGUCUCCAACUACAGCCUGGAGAGUGGCCGAGACCAGAAGAAGAAAUAUGUGUUCCAGCUCACCCAUAACUUGUACAAGCCUUUCAUCUUCGCCGCAGAAACCCUGGCUGACUUGAGCAUGUGGGUGAGCCGCCUGGUGACCUGCAUUUCCAAGUACCAGUCCCACAGCCGAGGGCCUGCGCCCAGAGAGGAAGACUGCUACAGCGAAACCGAAGCCGAAGAUCCAGAUGAGGAAGCAGGGUCCCGGCCCGCCUCGCCCAGCCCUGGGGGAGUCUGGAGCUCUCCCCAUGGAGAAGCCUCCCCGUCGGCCACCCCCCCGCAAGGCAGCCCCCAGGUGGCCCACAGCCCUUUGACAGACAGCAGCAGUGACGGAGCCCUGGAGCACCUGGUGCGGGGCCUGCUACAGGGAGGGGUGUCCCUGCUGGGCCGCCCACAGUUCUUGACCCAGGAGCAGUGUCGCAGCUCCUUCCUGCGCCGUGCCCGGGACCCCCAGCUCAACGAGCGGGCCCAUCACGUGCGAUGUCUGCAGAGCACGCUCAAGGCAAAGCUCCAGGAGCUGCAGGUCCUGGAUGAGGUGCUGAAUGACCCCACACUGACUUCUGAGAAGUUUCGGAGGUGGAAAGAGAAAAACCAGGAGCUGUACUCAGACAGGCCUGGGGGCUGGGCUGGGGCCGAAGGCCCCCUCUGUCCCUCCACCUCUAAACCUGCGGACAGUGCUGCUUGUGACUCCAAAGAGCACCCGCCUCCUGACCCCCUGUGCCCAAGACCCCCCGACCUUUGACUCUGGGGAUGGGUCUCUGACCCAGGGAGUUCCCAACCCCUCAGUAAGUAGAAUUAUCUACCUACCACCAGACUUCUGAGCUCCCCCACUCCGCCCAGCUUUGUCCAGGGCAGGGUCCUCACUGGGGUCUGAAUAGAAGCCAUCACCGCCUCCGCCCCCAGUUUCUUGACCCCCAGGCUGCUGGGCCGAUGACACGUCUGUUUCCUGCUUCACAGACCUCAGCUGAACCCCUUCUCCUUUUCUCCCUCCCUCGCGCCCCCCAAUGGUCCAGCCUAUUUGCUUACACUCAGAGCCCCCACAUGCUGCCAGAAUUGUCCGAGGAGGGGGAGAGAGCCUCGUGUCGUGGGAGAGCUCCUCUUGUUACCCAAGGAGGAAGAUGAGAGAGCCCAGAGGCGGUAACGGGCUUGGACGGAGAGGGGCCGAGGGACCUGAGCCCCUCUUCUGGUCAUGGAGACAGCCGCAGGGGUCAGCCCUCCCCCCGCCCUGCCCAGCUGGCACAGGCGUACCUCACUUUCUAGAAUGGCUGCAUUUCAACGCAUUAAAAUAUUUACUCCCGUU
This is a messenger RNA of Antechinus flavipes (yellow-footed antechinus), 2787 nucleotides long. It is a transcript of the gene CNKSR1, whose product is annotated as connector enhancer of kinase suppressor of Ras 1. Lineage: Eukaryota; Metazoa; Chordata; Mammalia; Dasyuromorphia; Dasyuridae. Gene Ontology annotation, molecular function: protein binding. The coding region runs from base 58 to 2229 and encodes 723 amino acids. The record is from RefSeq and is a predicted model, not a curated record. The transcript is spliced from 21 exons.